AUGUCAGUUAAGGAGCGCCUGGACUUCCUUUCUUGGUUAUUCCAAUGCGGGCUGUCGCAAUAUAUGUCUGUUGCUAGUCGGGAAUUUCCCUUGAAACGAGGCGAGAUAGUUGAUAAGCCGCUAGGAUCUCCUAAACCGCAGCGUCAUCAUCCCUCGAUUACACGUCGCAAUUCAUGUGCAACUACGACCAGGUCGAGAAAGGGCAAAGCGUGGGAUUCUGAAGAAAUUAAGCUUCUCAUACAGUUGAAGGAACAGAACUUCUCAGGGUCUGCAAUUACGAGGGCAUUUGCAGAACAAUUUCUGGGAAGGUCGAAAGGCUCUAUUCAAGUAUAUUGGAGCACAAGUCUGAAGCAUUUGCACUGA
Molecule: messenger RNA, 363 nt
Organism: Talaromyces proteolyticus
Lineage: Eukaryota; Fungi; Ascomycota; Eurotiomycetes; Eurotiales; Trichocomaceae
Exons: 1
Coding region: 1-363 (120 amino acids)
Source: RefSeq, a predicted model, not a curated record